AUGGCAAAACUUAAAGAGGACCUCUUGAGUACUCUGAAGGACUUAAAAGGAAAGGAGUUUGGUGAAUUCAAGUGGAACCUGAAGGAGGAUGACAUCCUGGAAGACCCCAAGACACUUUUUGAUGCUCAGAAAGAGGAGGAUGACAAAAAGAAGACCGAGGUAGAGGAGUUAGCAUCUACUGCUAAUCGUGUACUGAACCUUAACACACAUGACUCUGGUGAUCAGAAAAAAUAUGAAAAAAGGAAGGCUGACCUGAAGACUGUCCAGCAGUUUGCAGUGGAUGUGACUCUGGAUCCUGAGACAGCACAUCCUCAUCUCAUCCUGUCUCGUGAUAAGAAACAAGUACAUCAUGGUGAUGUGAGGCAGAGGCUUCCAUACAACCCUAAGAGGUUUAAAAGUUGUGUUAAUGUCUUAGGAAAGCAGAGUUUGUCCUCAGGAAGAUUUUACUUUGAGGUUCAGGUUAAAGGGAAGACUGACUGGACUUUAGGAGUGGCCACAGAAUCAAUCAACAGGAAAGAACAGAUUACUCUGAGUCCUGAGAAUGGUUUCUGGACUGUAUGGUUGAGAGAUGGAAAUAAGUAUGAGGCUAACGAUGAAAACCCUGUCUGCCUUUCUUUGAAGUCACAGCUUCAGAGGGUGGGGGUGUUUGUAGAUUAUGAGAAGGGUCUGGUCUCCUUUUAUGAUGUAGAUACUGCAGAUCAGCUGUACUCCUUUACUGGCUGCUCCUUUACUGAGAAACUCUACCCAUUCUUCAGUCCCUGUACUAAUGAUGGUGGUAGAAACUCUGCCCCUCUGAUUAUCUCUCCAGUCAACCCCCCACUGAACAUUAAGACACUGGAUAUUGGUGAUCAGAAAGAAUAUGAAAAAGGGAAGGCUGAGCUGAAGAGUGUCCAGCAGUUUGCAGUGGAUGUGACUCUGGAUCCUGAGACAGCACAUCCUGCUCUCUUCCUGUCUGAUGAUGGGAAACAAGUACAUGAUGGUGAUGUAUGGAAGAAACUCCAAUACAAUUCUAAGAGGUUUAAGAAAUGUGUUAAUGUAUUAGGAAAGCAGAGUUUCUCCUCAGGAAGAUUUUACUUUGAGGUUCAGGUUAAAGGGAAGACUGCCUGGACUGUAGGAGUGGCCACAGAAUCGAUCAACAGGAAAUAGCAGAUUACUCUGAGUCCUGAGGAUGGCUUCUGGACUUUAUGGUUGAGAGAUGGAAAUAAGUAUGAUGCUAAUGAUGAAAACCCUGUCCGCCUCUAUCUCAAUCACUAUCCAAAGAGGGUGGGAGUGUUUGUAGAUUAUGAGGAGG
Molecule: messenger RNA, 1291 nt
Organism: Dicentrarchus labrax (European seabass)
Lineage: Eukaryota; Metazoa; Chordata; Actinopteri; Moronidae
Product: pyrin-like
Exons: 2
Coding region: 1-1146 (381 amino acids)
Molecular function (GO): protein binding
Source: RefSeq, a predicted model, not a curated record